Cryptomeria japonica (Japanese cedar) is the source of this 708-nucleotide messenger RNA. Its product is annotated as glycine-rich protein 5-like. NCBI's taxonomy places the organism in Eukaryota, Viridiplantae, Streptophyta, Pinopsida, Cupressales, Cupressaceae. The coding region runs from base 1 to 708 and encodes 235 amino acids. The record is from RefSeq and is a predicted model, not a curated record. The transcript has a single exon.
AUGGCAGGCAAGAGAAAGAUGGCAUUCAAGCCCAAGCUCUCUGCUAUGCUUGCGAUGAUUAUGCUUAUAAUGGUGGGAAUAGUAGCUGUUUGUGAGGGCAGAAACCUCAAGACAGAAACAGCAUAUCAAACGGAUAAAUUCGGAGGCCGUUUCGGAAAAGGCGGCGGUGUGGGACUUGGUGGCGGUGGCGGUUUUGGUAAAGGCGGUGGUGCAGGAAUUGGCGGCGGUGGCGGUUUUGGGAAAGGUUGUGGUGGGGGACUUGGCGGCGGCGGAGGAUUAGGAGGUGGUGGAGGAGCUGGUGGCGGUUCUGGUGGUGGUGCUGGUUCUGGUGGUGGAUUUGGUGCUGGUGGAGGAGCAGGCGCUGGGGGAGGCUUAGGUGGAGGUGCUGGUGCUGGUGGAGGAGCAGGAGGAGGUUUUGGUGGAGGUGCUGGUGGAGGAGCAGGAGGAGGUUUAGGUGGGGGUGCUGGUGCUGGUGGAGGCUUUGGUGGAGGAGCUGGUGGUGGAGCUGGGGGUGGCAUAGGUGGUGGUGCUGGGGGCGGCUUUGGUGGAGGAGCUGGUAAUGGUGUAGGAGGGGGUGCUGGUGGUGGCAAGGGAGGAGGAUUUGGAAGUGGUUUUGGAGGAGGAGCAGGAGAUGGAGGCGGAGCUGGUGGAGGCCUUGGAGGAGGUGGUGGUUUCGGUGGUGGUGCAGGAGGGGGCGGAGGAUUUUAA